CGUGCAAGACGUUCGAAACAUGAGCUCCGUGGAAGCGUCUGCAACGGCCCUUGCUGGCCGCGGUUCUAAUCACUCCGGUGAAUCGACGAACGAUGACUAUAAAAUUGUUUUACCACAGAUGCCUACAGGAAUUACGAGUGAAACAUCGGUGCUUCUGCAUUGCGAUUUGAAAGGGCGCCCCUACCGUAUCCAGGAUUUUCGACAAGAGAUGGCCAGGUGCGGCGUACUCGGCGACAUCGCAGCACUUGGUGCGUACCAAAUGAAUCAUGUUUGGAUGGCUACCCUUCGAACGGCAGAAGCAAAGAGACGACUCGUGGACGCCAAGGAACUGCAGGUGAAGGGUCUUCGGUGCCUCGUCGUGGAUCCCAGCAUCACGGAGGUACGGCUUCGUCUCCACUGGAUCCCGUAUGAUGUGCCGGACGACGUUGUGCGUAAGGAAUUGGAGCCGUAUGGCAAGGUCCUGGAAGUGAGCCGGGAGAAGUGGAAUGUUGAAGGCUUCCAAGGUAUCGAAUCAACGACAAGGUGUGCGCGGAUGACACUGAACGAAGGCGGCACGGCCGAUACCAUGCCACACCAGCUUCGGAUCCAAGGUGGUAACGUACUUGUUGUGAUCCCUGGUCGGGCGCCCUUGUGCUUACGCUGUAAGCGCACAGGUCAUAUUCGACGAGAAUGCAGGGCGCCGAAGUGCUCGGAGUGUUUUCGCUUCGGGCAUUAUGGCACCGAAUGUGUCAGGUCGUACGCCAGGGUGGCCAGCGGGGCCGGGCCGGCCGAGGCCGAGACCAAUGACCACGCCAUGGAUGCCGAGGAAGCGGAGCGUACUAUCCAGGGCUUGGCGCCAGAAGUUUCAACCCCUGCCAAAGAACGCAAGAGUGAAGGAAGCAGCUCCUUGGGGGCAACGAGAGAGAACGGAGGUCAACCGGAAGGCGCACCUCCCAGCGGUGCCGACGUGAAACCCUCUGAUGCCGGAGCAGACAAGGAAUCGAACGACGCAAGCACCAACGGACCUUCAGAUAUGGACGACACCAGCGAGUCAACUAAGCGAGCCUUCGAUGACGAUACGACAGCAGGAAACGGAGCACGCCAACUACACCCCUGGAUGGAACGCACGAAGAAGGGGCGUUACCAGCCCGCGCCCAACGAUCCUAAAGAGGAACGUCGGCGCAGGGAAAGCAAGUAAGGCGUUCUUUGCCUGGUUUCCUGGUGUUUAAGAUUGCUGCAUCAAGACAACUUGGACCCUGACUGCUUAGGUUUUUAGUGUCUGCACCGAAGCACAGCGCAUGAUUUGUGAGUCCCAAUCAGCCAUUACAGUUGCAACGCUGAAUGUUCGUGGUUUAUGCACUAGAAAAAAGCAGUACCAAAUACAGCGAUUAUUGUCGAAAGAGCAACCCGAUUUCUUGGCGUUGCAAGAAACUAAAUUGGCUGAGGCGGAACAGGUAGAGGAAGCAGUCAGGCCUUUUAUGCCUAACUACGAAAUCUGUGUG
Ixodes scapularis (black-legged tick) is the source of this 1481-nucleotide messenger RNA. RefSeq lists its product as uncharacterized. The coding region runs from base 20 to 1177 and encodes 385 amino acids. The transcript has a single exon. The record is from RefSeq and is a predicted model, not a curated record. Gene Ontology annotation, molecular function: zinc ion binding; nucleic acid binding. NCBI's taxonomy places the organism in Eukaryota, Metazoa, Arthropoda, Arachnida, Ixodida, Ixodidae.